GAUUGUCACAUGGGUGGUUAUUAGCCUCCCUAUAAAGGCUAUAAUUUGUAAUCUGUUUUUGGAUGUGCAUAUAAUUCAACUUAAAAAUAACCUUUGCAACUUGUAGAGUUGGAUGAGAGGACAAAUGCAAUGUUAAGGAUAAUCGAGGGAGAUGCAGAUUCGUUUGUGCGAAGAGCAGAGAUGUUUUACAAGAAACGCCCGGAGCUCAUCAGUAUGGUCCAAGACUUCUACAAAGCCCACCGCUUAUUGGCUGAAGGCUAUGAUCAACUGAAGUCCGAAUCUGGUGCUCGUAUGAUUUCGCCUUGGCAAUUGCCCCACCAAACUUUGAGCUUCAAGUGCCAGGCUGAGCAUUCGGCGACCUCAACUUUCAUAGCUUAUGAUAGCCAUUCAGAAAGCUUUGAGCUUGAGGAGUCCGAGUUGUCUGAUGUUGAAGACCCUGAAGAAGCCAUAACUAAUAAUAAUCAUCAAAAUGGAACAGAGAAAGUCUCGGUCUGCAAUGGUGAAGUAUUGAAAGAUGAUAUAAAGAGAGAUGAGAUCUCAAGCGUUGUUGACAAUGACGAAGUGGAGAAGCUGAAGGAAGAGAAGGAGAGACUCGAAGAAGAGACCAGAAUUCAAAAGGAACUGCUGGAGCAGAAGGACGAAGAAAAGCGAGAAGCCAUCAGACAACUCAGUCUGGCUAUGGAUUUGCUGAGGCAAGAAAAUGCAAGCCUGAAGAAGAGUGUCUGCUACUUGAAUGCCGGUAGGGAAAUGCAACACCCUCCCAAUAAUGAAGGGCACCACAAAGAAGGGUUCUGGAGGAAGUUCCUCCGCGGUCAUCCAAAAUCAGAAAUCGGUCUGGUUACUUUCUAGGCUCCAAAUAUAAUUGCAUCUUACUGAAGAUGAUGCAGCAUGUAAAAUACCACAAUCUGCUCUAGUCUGGUUUCAUUAGUGAUGCUUCCAUGUAUUGCAUUCUAGCAGAUAUUUUU
Cuscuta campestris is the source of this 965-nucleotide messenger RNA. NCBI's taxonomy places the organism in Eukaryota, Viridiplantae, Streptophyta, Magnoliopsida, Solanales, Convolvulaceae. The record is from the annotation of a GenBank genome assembly.